Aspergillus ruber CBS 135680 is the source of this 4581-nucleotide messenger RNA. It is a transcript of the gene nte1, whose product is annotated as lysophospholipase. Gene Ontology annotation, biological process: phosphatidylcholine metabolic process. The record is from RefSeq and is a predicted model, not a curated record. Gene Ontology annotation, cellular component: endoplasmic reticulum. NCBI's taxonomy places the organism in Eukaryota, Fungi, Ascomycota, Eurotiomycetes, Eurotiales, Aspergillaceae. Gene Ontology annotation, molecular function: phosphatidylcholine lysophospholipase A1 activity. The transcript has 2 exons. Bases 1 to 4581 code for a protein of 1526 amino acids.
AUGGCCGACGGCGGAGGCCUUGAUAAUUUACCGCAAUUGCUGCCCUCCUCGCUGCAGGAACCCCCGAACGAGCUUACAUUUUCCUCGGCCUUUUCACGCGCUGCUCGAGCCCCCGCCAUAACCGCAAGUCUAUCGGGAGUGACAGGCAUUGCGGCUUCCCAUCUGCCACCCCCACCUCUGUCGUCGCCUCCAACACCCUCGACCAUGGCCGGGUGGAUUGGCUGGUUGUUUGCCUUUUUUUUCCAGGUCGUCCCGAGCAUACUUUACUGGACCAUCACCUUCUGUACCAUUACGCUCCCGACAUGGCUCUUUACUCUCUUUUCCAUGAGCUUGACCUUCACCAUGAACUUCACGACCUUACUCCUGAUCCUGCUGGUCCUCGUCUCGACCAUCAGUUGGUUCAUUCGCUACCGGUUCCUGAACAUGUACAGCCGUCUUCCACCGGAACCACAACGGAAAGAACCCCAGCUUGACCUCUUCCCCGAUGUCCAUGAAGGCGAUUCAAAGCCCGGUCUGGCCAACUACCUCGAUGAGUUCCUCAGCGCCAUCAAAGUCUUUGGAUACCUGGAGCGACCCGUUUUCCACGAAUUGACCCGGACGAUGCAGACGCGGAAACUGAUCGCUGGAGAGACUCUCAUGUUGGAGGAAGAAAAGGGUUUUUGCUUAGUGGUGGAUGGAUUGGUCCAGAUCUUUGUCAAAUCAAUUCGGGAUCGUAAACCAGGAAUUGACGAGGAUGUGCACCUGAUGGAUAAUGAAACGUCGGACGAGGAGGGUGACAACAUUGAGGGCAAACAAGGGUAUCAAUUGCUCACAGAAGUCAAAAAUGGUGCAUCCAUGUCGUCUCUGUUCUCCAUUUUAUCACUGUUCACCGAAGAUGUUCAACUGCGCGCAUCAGAGAGCACCAGAUCAAGCACCCCCAGUAACGUUCCAAUGAGCGCAAGCACAUCUCGCGAGCACGGUUCAUUCCCUGCGAGUCCACAUGGUUCGAUGGAGUUGGAUAGUCCUUCGGCUACAACAAGAGGACGCAGCGAUUCCACCCCUCAUCUCAAUGAAAGUGGAGAAUUACCAACUGUGCCGCCGUUUAAUCUGGAUGAGAGUGCACAAGACUCUCCUCGGGGGCCCAGGAAACUGCCAGGGAAAAAAAGGCGGAAAUCGGUCCAUCCGGAUAUCGUCGCCCGUGCGAUGGUGGAUACGACGAUUGCUAUAAUCCCUGCCAGUGCUUUCCGCCGCUUGACAAGAGUCUAUCCUCGAGCUACUGCUCAAAUCAUCCAGGUCAUUCUUACUCGUUUGCAGCGGGUUACAUUUGCCACGGCGCAUUCAUAUCUGGGUCUCAGUAGCGAAGUGUUGGGCAUUGAACAACAGAUGGCCAAGUAUACGAACCACGACCUACCCAAUGAGAUGCGGGGUGCUGCACUGGAUCGUCUGAAAGAGAAAUUCAUCAAAGAAAGAGAUCGAUUGGGCCCCGAGGAGAUCACCAAAGGCAUUGCGUUGCAUAAUCCUUCUCUCGGAAGAAGACGUAUUUCCACGACUAGCUUGCGCAAGGAGGCUGCUCUUCAUGCGAAAAUGGCAUCUUCUCGGCGUCCUGCUUCGGUUGUUGGCCAGGAAAACUUGAAUAUGACUGAACGCGACACCGGAGUCAGUCCUGGUGAUUUGCUCUCUACCAUCCAGCUCUCUAGAUUCGGACCGCGAUAUGACCAUCUGGCCCCCCGACUGCAGACUCCCUUGGCAGAACGGGAACAGUCGCCUUUUCGACCACCACAUCUCCACCGAAAGGAAUCGUCCAUCGAUGAGGAUGUCCUGUUCCGGGAUGCCAUUCUCGACUGCAUCAUGAAAGGCAUCGGUCUCAGUGGUAGUACCCGUGAUGCGUUUCGCAAGAGUAGUCACUCGGGCGAUGCAUCCCCGAAACUCCUUUCGUAUGAUUCGCGGCGCCAAAAGGCCGUGUUCAGCAAUGCGUUUGGAUUUAUCGAUCCGUAUGAGGGCUCCGUAGAAGGCGAGACAGACUCGAUGAUGUCCAUGUCGGUAACCAGCGCUGGAGGCACUUCGCCUAUUGUCAACCUGAAAGAGGAGCUCCGGAGCGAUAUUGAGAUUGUCUACUUCCCCCAAGGAUCGGUUCUCGUUGAGCAGGGAGAGCGCCAUCCUGGAUUAUACUAUGUCGUCGACGGCUUCUUGGAUGUAGGAAUCCCCGUGAGCGACAAGGGAGAAGAUCUGGUUGGAACCUCCAGACCAACCUUCAUGUCCAGGCCGUCCGAGGAACCAUUCCCGACUCUCAAACGCACCACGACAGGAUCGACGCGGAGUUUCGCCGUCACCGGUGCGGCUGACGGCAAUAAGCGAAAGAAGCAAUCGCGGAAGUCGCUUUACAUGAUCAAACCUGGCGGAAUUCAGGGCUACGUGGGCGCUGUUGCAUCGUAUCGCUCGUACACUGAUGUGGUUGCCAAGACUGAUGUCUGGGUGGGAUUUUUACCGCGGUCAUCACUGGAGAGGAUCGCGGAACGGCAUCCAAUAGCUCAAAUGACAUUGGCCAAGCGGCUGACCAGUCUACUCCCGCCGUUGUUGCUUCAUAUCGAUUUUGCCCUCGAAUGGGUGCAGGUAAACGCUGGACAGGUGAUCUACCACCAAGGUGACGAAAGCGAUGCAAUCUAUCUCGUUUUGAAUGGCCGUCUGCGAUCUGUCUUGGAAGGAGUGGAUGGGAAGAUGACCGUGGUUGGUGAGUAUGGUCAAGGUGAGAGUGUGGGUGAGCUGGAGGUGAUGACAGAGUCGACCCGUCCUGGCACGCUGCAUGCCAUCCGGGCCACUGAAUUGGCCAAGUUCCCCAGGUCGUUGUUCAAUAGUCUCGCGCAGGAGCACCCGGGCAUCACCAUUCAGGUGUCCAAACUGAUUGCUCAACGGAUGCGUGACUUGGUCGAGCACCCUGUUUCGGAGAAGGGUAUGGAACAAAGCAACGCCGGUAGUGUCAAGACUGCGACGUCAACGGUCAACCUUCGCACGGUUUGCAUCCUGCCUGUUACCGCUGGCGUUCCGGUUGUAGAAUUUGGACACAGGCUGCUGCAUGCGCUGCAUCAGAUUGGUGUGACCAACGGAGUAACGUCGCUGAACCAGGCGGCCAUUCUCAACCACCUUGGUCGGCACGCAUUCACGAAGAUGGGCAAGCUCAAGCUGUCUCAGUACCUGGCUGACCUAGAAGAGAAGUACGGCAUGGUGUUGUACAUUGCAGACACCAAUGUGAAUGCACCGUGGACUCAAACAUGCAUCACGCAGGCGGACUGUAUUCUGUUGGUUGGUCUGGCAGAAUCAUCCCCAAACAUCGGAGAAUAUGAGCGGUUCCUGUUGGGAAUGAAGACAACAGCUCGCAAGGAGCUCGUAUUGUUGCAUGCUGAACGGUACUGUCCUCCAGGAAUAACCCGCCGGUGGCUGAAGAACCGGGUGUGGGUCAAUGGAGGCCACCACCACAUCCAGAUGGCAUUCCGAUUGACGACCGAACCAUCACAUCCCCAAGCCAACAAGCGCCUGGGUACUGUUCUGAAGCAGCGCGUGCAGGUCAUCCAAGCGGAAAUCCAGAAGUAUACUUCACGGCGGAUUCGCCAGACACCUCUCUACUCUGCGCACACGCCAUUCAAGGGUGACUUUCACCGUUUGGCACGACGGCUUUGCGGACGGUCCGUUGGUAUUGUGCUUGGUGGAGGUGGUGCCCGCGGUAUUGCGCAUGUUGGCGUGAUUAAGGCGCUUGAAGAGGCGGGUAUUCCUAUUGACAUUAUUGGUGGUACAUCAAUUGGUUCAUUCAUCGGUGCUCUUUAUGCGCGUGAUGCGGAUGUGGUUCCGAUGUAUGGUCGAGCAAAGAAAUUUGCUGGCCGUAUGGGCAGUAUGUGGCGAUUUGCACUGGAUCUCACUUAUCCGACUGUCUCCUACACGACCGGCCACGAGUUCAACCGUGGUAUUUUCAAGACCUUUGGUGAUAGCCAGAUCGAAGAUUUCUGGCUGGAGUUCUACUGCAACACAACCAAUCUCAGCCGCUCCCGUGCAGAAUUCCAUUCAUCUGGAUACGUCUGGCGAUACAUCCGUGCCUCAAUGACGCUAGCCGGUCUAAUCCCCCCAAUGUGCGACGAAGGCAGCAUGCUCGUGGAUGGUGGCUACAUCGACAACCUUACCGUCUCGCAUAUGAAAGGCCUAGGCGCGGACGUAAUUUUCGCCGUUGACGUCGGUUCUAUCGAUGAUAACACUCCACAAGCCUACGGUGAUUCGCUAUCUGGUUUCUGGAGCGUCGUCAAUCGCUGGAACCCGUUCUCCUCGAUUCCCAACCCGCCUACACUUUCCGAAAUCCAGGCUCGUCUUGCAUACGUCUCGUCGAUUGAUAAUCUUGAACGCGCGAAGACCAUGCCAGGUUGUUUGUACAUGCGUCCACCAGUCGACCCAUACGGAACCCUAGAAUUCGGCAAGUUCGACGAGAUCUAUCAACUCGGGUACAGUUUCGGAAAACAAUAUCUUGAAAGACUCAAGAGUGAGGGCUCGUUGCCGAUUCCCGAGGAAACGGAGGAGAAGAAGAAGUUACAGAGGACUAUGGCCCCGCGGAGGGCUAGUAUUUGA